Molecule: messenger RNA, 852 nt
Organism: Ilyonectria robusta
Lineage: Eukaryota; Fungi; Ascomycota; Sordariomycetes; Hypocreales; Nectriaceae
Product: kinase-like domain-containing protein
Exons: 1
Coding region: 1-852 (283 amino acids)
Biological process (GO): protein phosphorylation
Molecular function (GO): ATP binding; protein kinase activity
Source: RefSeq, a predicted model, not a curated record
AUGGACGCCGUGCUGUCCAGCGACGACUCGGACGUCGAAGCCGUUGCCAUCGACAGUCGACGGCGGCCAUAUAUCUCAAGUUUCCAAAACCUCCAUUCUUUGGCUGAAUCCUUCAAUGUGGACGACGGGUUUUUUUCCCAUUGCACAUUCAGCUACCUGGGCCCCAACUACACAUUUUACUUUGGACAGUCGCCAAAGACAAAGAAGGAGCUUACUCUGCAGCUCAUAUCCGACGCAUUGAAGAGAAUCCCCGCCCCCGAAAUCUACCCCAGGGCACCCUCGCGUAUCAAAGUGUACCCUCACGCCGCCAUCGACGAGCAUGUCUAUCUCAAGUUGCCCAACAUCCUUCGCUAUGAGGAGUUGGCUGGCACCAACUUGAUGGCCAGGCUGUGUCUGCACGAAGUCAACGCCUUCGAGCAGCUCGAGCGGCUAGAGCGGCACCACCACACACACCCCAACAUUGCAAAGUAUCACGGAUGCAUCGUCAGAGGAGAACGUGUUGUAGGCGUCGUCAUAGACCGCUAUCCCAUCACGCUGGCCGACAGGAUCAUCGAGGAAGGUUCGGACGCCUUCCCCUGGGAAAAUUGCUUGCAGAGAAUCGAGUCCGCCAUCAAGCACCUCCACAAGCUAGGCCUCGCGCAUAACGACCUCAACCCGAACAACAUCAUGCUCGACAAUUCCGACGUUCCCUACCUGAUCGACUUGGGAUCCUGCCGCCCCUUUGGCAAAGGCCUCGUAACAGCUGGCACUGUAGGCUGGGUUGAUGGAGACUUUACUGUGUCUGCUAUUGAACACGAUGAAGUUGGCCUGAGAAAGCUCAAGGCCUGGUUCGAAAAGAACUUAAUAAAAUGA